Helicoverpa armigera (cotton bollworm) is the source of this 3315-nucleotide messenger RNA. RefSeq names its product transcription factor CP2-like. Gene Ontology annotation, biological process: regulation of transcription by RNA polymerase II. Gene Ontology annotation, cellular component: nucleus. The transcript has 8 exons. The record is from RefSeq and is a predicted model, not a curated record. Bases 1 to 753 code for a protein of 250 amino acids. Gene Ontology annotation, molecular function: RNA polymerase II cis-regulatory region sequence-specific DNA binding; DNA-binding transcription activator activity, RNA polymerase II-specific. Lineage: Eukaryota; Metazoa; Arthropoda; Insecta; Lepidoptera; Noctuidae.
AUGCUCGUGCUCGAGCAGAGACUAAGUGCGCGGCACCUGGGCCGUGGGGUUGUGCUCAGUGCUCGCUUUUUGCACGGCGUGGAGUGUGGCCCCAAGGCUGUAGCAAGCCCAAUAGUGGUCAACAAACCAGUUCUACCACACAACGCAAUUCUUGCCGCCAACAAUCAAAUGAAGCCGUCUUAUUGCCAAGAUAACGACGUGAAAGUGAACUCGCCUCCGUGCCACUCGCCCGGAGCCAUAUUGCCUGACCUACCGCAACCCGCUGAGGACCCGGAGAAGAGCUCCGGCCUAUCAAAGGAAGCCACCUCGUCUGAGACGCAGGCGUGGCUCGCGCGUCACCGCUUCGCGCAUCACGCCGCCACAUUCACCAACUUCUCCGGAGCUGAUCUGCUAAGGUUGUCCCGUGAUGAUAUAAUACAAAUCUGCGGUUUGGCAGACGGUAUUCGUCUAUUCAACGCUCUGCAUGCCAAACGCAUAGAACCUCGCCUGACAGUAUACGUAUGUGCUGCCGGUAGCAACAUCUACAGCGCACUAUAUCUUCACGCGUGUCGAGCCCAGGAGCUACUGCACAAGCUCAACUCGCUGCUGCAUGCUUCCAAGGAAUGCGAGUCAGUCCUGGUAUCAGGCCCGAACGGCGCUCGCGUCCGUCUGACGGACGAGCUCGUCCGUCACAUGCCUGACAACUCGACAUACCGUCUGGAGCGGCUGGACGACUGCGGCGCGUUGCUGCUCUGUGCUACUAAUAAUAAUUAAACUAAAUAUAUGUAUAUAAAGUGGUAAACUACUCGUCAAGUACUGGUAAAUAUAGGAUUUAAAAUUUUCACUAAAAUUUUGGUACAGGUAGUACUUCGUUCUUAGGUAUCACUAAAAUACACAUGUAUAAUUAUAAAAAUUAAUGUCACUUUUCGUUGUGAUUGUAUUACUCAAGAAUGGGCUCACCUAUACAAACUAAAGGCUUUGGACCGACUAUUUAGUAGAUGGUUUAUUUAUGUUACGGGUAGUCAGAAGCCAGUAAGUCUGACACCAGUCUAACCAAGGGGUAUGGGGUUGCCCGGGUAACUGGGUUGAGGGGUUAGAUAGGGCAGUCGCUCCUUGUAAAGCACUGGUACUCAGCUACAUCCAGUUAGACUGGAAGCCGACCCCAACGUAGUUUGGGAAAAAGGCUCGGAGGAUGAGGAUGAGGUUUAUUUAUGUAUAUAUAUUUAUCACCUUUUUUGCAACAAAAUGGUGGACUUUAUACGUAGUGAAGCGUACCGCUGGCCACUAUUUUGAUAAAUAUUUAAAAACUAUGUACCAACUAAUAUGAAUUUGUCUUGACGAGUAGUUUAAUCAGCCCUACAGUAUUCAACCGGCAAAACCAAAAGUCUUACAAAGCUGUUGAGACAAGAUUAUUUACCAAAUAAGUUUUCCUAUUUAGGAAUUUAAACUUGGACUUGAAAUGUGAACAAAAUGUGUGUUCAAAAGCAUUGUUAUAUGCUACUGUGUAUAUAAGUAUUUUUACCAUAAAAUGGUCAAUUUUUGUGUAUGCCAAUGCAAGGCCUUGCAGUGCCGAUAAGCAUUUAAUGUCGGACUCGACAUAAUAUUAAACCCUGAAUUGUGGGUUUUCUAUGAACUGAGUUUUCUUUUGAAAAUUAAACGUGUUGUAAAAACACAAGAUUGGACUGUGACUAUAUAUUUAAAAAUAUGUUGGAUAUAAUAUUAUCCAAUUAUAAUGAAACAAGCUAUUUUUUCAACCAUAUAGACGUCUAUUUACUACAACUUUUAUAAGUUAAAUGAAUAGACAUUUAUAAAGUAGUUAUACUACUCUUUACCCGACUACGGCGAAGCCUAAAGGGUACUGUUUUCAAGGAUUUGACAAUUCAAAAUCAUUUGUGUUAUCAAGUUUGUAGUCUAGAAAUUGGAAUGUGAACGAAAGUUUUUUCGAAAAACAGGGGCCAUGAAGUAUUCUUGUCAUUAAAAUCACCUCAUUCAUUAAUUUUACUCAAAAUAUUUUAGUUUUAAAUUUCUAUAUAACUGUAUGCUUAUAUGUGUAGAUUGUAAGAGAUUUUUGUGCAGUUUUCAAAUAAACUGUUUAGUUCUUUAAUUGCUAUGGUUUAAGUUAAUGUAUUUUUUUAUAAUAAUGUAAACUAAUACUUGAAAUUUUUAACAGGCUUUCAUAUUGUUUUUGUUCUGUAAUUCUGUAAAAUAGUAUUUUAUAGUUUCAAAUGAAACCUAGUGUGACAAGCAAGAGGUAUUGGGUUGUCCGGGUAACUGGGUUGAGGAGGCCAGAUAGGGCUCGGGCUCUAGUCGCUCUUUGUAAAACACUGGUACACCGCUGUAUCUGGUUAGACUGGAAGCCGACCCCAACAUAGUUGGGAAAAGGCUAGGCCUUUUCUUGGCAAUAAUAUGCGUGACUAAAUAAAUACAAUAAUAUUUUGAAUACAAUACCCAAGUACAAAUGUGACUAAAAAUCAAUUAGUUUACAUUAUUAUGAAGUUAAUUAUAUAUAAAAUGGUUAAGUUUUAUUCCGUAUUAUUAAAUAAUCGUGAAGAAUUGAUUGUUUUAGAAUAUCGAAGAUAGCCAUGGGUUAUGUGUUAAAGUUAAUAAUUGUUUGUUUAGAAUGAGCGAGACCUUUGAUAAAUGAAACAUUUUCAAAAAUAUAUCCGAAAGAAGUGAUUUGUGAUAUAUUAAAAAUGCUAUUGACAGCUUAUUGUUUUUAAUUUGUUCCAAAUUAUUCAGUUUAUUUGGAUUAUUAUUCAAUAUAUUGAAAAAAGGUCUCGCAAAAAUAUGGAUGUCGUGAAUAUAAAGGCAGCUACACACCAUCACUAAGUUAGUUAGCUUUAAUUCGGUUGUUAUGUAAUCACAGAUUAUAAUUGUUAUCUAAGAUUAUUUUACGCCUUGUGGCUUGCAUGUUAUAUUAUAAAUAAAUGAUAUUUUAUUUUCUAAAUAAGUUUCAAGUUUUUAUAUCAAGUAGCGGCAAAAAUUACCCUGAAAAUGGGUAAUUUCUCAAUAAAGUGUUUUACCCUGAAAUGGGUCUACGAUAUUUCAAUAGUAAAGAUACACUAUAAAUGUUUUAUGUACAGUAUAAAUAGUUAUUCACAUUGUUAAUUGGUGAAAAAACUUUUACCCAACUGCUGAGAAGGGUAUAUUUUUCUUUACAAAGGUGCCUUAAAUAGUGCCUACACGACCUCUGAGGUCCGCGCUGUUGUUUACGGAGUAUUAUCGAUAAAUAUUUUAUAAGAUUUUAUUACAAUAUUAAUUGAUUAGAUAAUACGUUGCAUGAUUUAGUUGUAGUCAAAUGUAUGAAGUAUAUAGUCAAUAAAUGUAUAAAGACGA